AUGAGCAGUAGCAGCGAUAGCAACAUUAGCAGUGCUAUGGGCGUAGAGGCCAUUCAGAGCUUCAAUGGCGGCAUUAUCUUUGUCAGCUACCUCAUUUCUGUCGCUGGAGCACAAACAACAUUAGAGCUGUUGACGAGAAGAACACAUAUUCGAGGAUACUACAACUGGUUCUUAUUAACAGCGGCUGCAUUCGUGAUGGGCGCUGUCAGUAUAUGGUCGAUGCAUUUCAUAGGCAACAACAGCAUGACACUUAUCCUUUACGACGAGUCCUAUCAGUUGUCUUACAAUGUAGGUUACACUUUCGCCAGCUUAGUAGUGGCAAUAGCCUGCAUGUUCUUAGCAUUUGCAUUCGUUGGUAUUACUGAAGAUGCAAAGCUGAUAAGAAUCAUACCAAGCGGAAUAUUUGCUGGGCUGGGCAUUGUCUGCAUGCAUUAUAUGGGCCAAUUCGCCAUUGAUUAUUUUGUACUAGUCUACAAGAUAGGCUACCUAAUUGGUGCAAUAGUAAUCGCUUGUGUUGCUGUUACUGUCGCCCUCUACAUCUUCUUCAAGUUGAGGGAACAGUGGAUGAACCUCUGGUACAAGCGUUUUGGAUGUGCCUGCUUGAUGGCUUUGGCUGUUUGUGGCAUGCAUUACACAGCUCUGGUAGGCACUGAGUUUUACAGGCCCAGUUUCCACGGCCCUGUGCCAGUUCCAAAGCUACAGACACCUGCCCUUAUUGGCAUAAUUUCAGCUGUCAUCGUCUCAGCCUGCGUUGGUUUGUUGUACAUUAGUGUCAAGGCGGGUAUGCAAAAACUGCCCAUGUAUCAGAAAAACACCAACAAACGACUCAUUCUGGAUUCUGUCAUUUUCGAUCCCAUCGGCCGCAUCCUGGUGAAAGUAGACGGCACAUUGCCCAUGACUGAAGUGGUGCGCCAUUUGGAGUUGAAUGAAUCCAAGCAAGAUUUCUCAACGAGUCAUCCAUUAUUCAUUCGUCUGUUUGAGACAGCGGUGCAUAAAGCAUCUCUUCGAUUCAGCGGCGAAAAUCGUCCAUCAGGUAUAUCUGCCACCUCCACACUCGAGACGUACGAUGCGGUUGAAAGUCAAUUUCUGGAAGGCUGCCGUGAAUUGUACGAAGAGCUUCGAUUUGACGACUAUGGCGAUAUUGGCAUCCUCAGCGACAUUGUGGUGACAACAGAUACCAUCUCCAAGGCAACACACAAAUUCGCAAAGAAUUCUCAACUGUUCAGAAGUUCAUCUGGUUCCAGCUGGUCCAAGAAAGUGGUGAUGAAUUCGAUUGGCCAAUCUUCUUUGACUGAUCAUGAAAUGUCAUUUCAGCAAUUACAACAUCACCUUCAGUCUGACGACGAAGAAGGUCAUAGCAAGAGCACAGGCAACGGGACAAAAAAAAACAAAAAGCCCUGCAAAUGGGGCCAUCAAAAGAAGAAAUCCUCUGUCGAUGACGAAGAAACAGUGAUUGAAAGCGUGAACACCCUCAACGGCAAGCGCUCGUCGGGCAGCACUACACUGGCUGUUCGAAACAGUGCUGGACAUCGCUCAUCUUCGGACGAAAACUCGCACCAGGAAGACGUCAAAUCUGCUAAUGAUCGCCUAUCUGUAGAAGAUUCUAACGGUGAAGACAAGCAUAUCUUUAUGGUCCGCAAGCUUGUAUUCGAGAAAGACGUUGAACGCCUUCUCUCGCAAGGAUACCGAUUUGCUGAGCCUAUCUUUAUAGCCAAGACGAUGGGCGCCAGAUUACGUAUACCAGCUGAACACAUGCGCCAUCAUUUUGCUGACAUGCAACAAAUGUGCGACUCUAUCUGUGCCUUGACUCAACAUGAUUGGAUUCCCUCAGCCGUCGAACCAGCACCCAAUCCAACCCUUUUCAAGGCAUCCACCAAGAGCGCUGUCUACGUUGGCGCAUUUGCUCUUGUAGACGAGACAAAGGAACUUACAAAUAUGCACAUUUUGGUAGAGAAAGCAAAGCGAUUUGCGUUCCCUCUUGUUCAAUUGGCGUUGGAUCAAAACAUGGAGUAUCCCACCCAUCUCGAAGCAGACCAGGUCGAGUUUCUCCACAGACUGCAAGGCUACUCGCUGUUUGACAUGGCUAAUUUGACGCAAACUCUGCUGGCCUAUCAAGCAAAGGAGCAUGAAGAUGUCAAGCUCACACUGCCCAGCGAGCACUUUAUCCGUGGCAUCGAAAAUGCUGCCAAACAACUGCUUGAAUCAACAUCUUACAGUCGCGCUCUUUACCAGACCUCCAAACUGCAUGCCAUCAUUCUCGACUUGCCUCCGUUUGCACUGUCUACUGGCCCCUGUCAACUGAUUCUUUUCAAGUCGUUUGUCAAUACGCCUGGUGCCAUGGCAGCUGUGAAUCACACGUUCUCUGAGCCCAUCAAGUGCAUACCCCUGACUGUCUAUAGACCGCUUUCUGGGUUCAUUACAGAUCAAGCAGCCGCGAUUUACAAGGCCAGUAAUCAAGCAGUAGCGCCUCCUACUUAUCUGAUGCAACAACAAAUGUAUCGUCAGCAGACCAACUACGAUGGCAAGCGCAUGUUGUAUAGUAGCGGCGGUGAAGAUGACGUUUCUAUUCAAAUGGACACAUUCAAGGAAAGACUGGAGACGACACCAUCCGAUCAGGAUCUGUCAGCCACCAGCACAGUGAACGAUCCAUUCUCAUUACCACCACCUCCCAGAGCAAGAAGAAACCGAUUCAAAUUGACAAACGCCUUAUUGAGUAACGGCACAUUCAACAUCCUUUCUCCAUUGCAAGAUGGUACGGUCAAGACCACAACAAGCACUCGCAAUUUCCAAGCUUUGCAAGCUGCACCACUAACAGUGCUCACCACGCAAGAUAGAUUUUGGUGGAUCAAUCCUAUCGUCGAAGAAACUAUUCAUAGCAAUAUGAACUAA
Molecule: messenger RNA, 2889 nt
Organism: Mucor velutinosus
Lineage: Eukaryota; Fungi; Mucoromycota; Mucoromycetes; Mucorales; Mucoraceae
Exons: 6
Coding region: 1-2889 (962 amino acids)
Source: RefSeq, a predicted model, not a curated record